Messenger RNA from Caenorhabditis angaria, 1448 nucleotides. Lineage: Eukaryota; Metazoa; Nematoda; Chromadorea; Rhabditida; Rhabditidae. The record is from the annotation of a GenBank genome assembly.
AUGACUUCUGAGAAAGUUGACAUUUCACCAAAACAAGACGGUGGAGUUUUGAAAAGAAUCAUCACCGCUGGUCAAGGAAUCGCCAAACCAGUCACUGGAACCACUGUUAAAGUUCACUAUGUUGGAACUUUGGAAAAUGGAACCAAGUUUGAUUCGAGUCGUGAUCGUUCAAGCCAAUUCGAGUUUGUUUUAGGGAGAGGACAGGUAUUUCAAUUUUCAGACAGACAUUUUGAAAUUGUAAUCGGUUUUCAGGUUAUCAAAGGUUGGGAUGUUGGAAUUGCUACCAUGACAAAAGGAGAAGUUGCCGAAUUCACAAUCCGAUCUGAUUUUGGAUAUGGAGAUGCUGGAAGUCCACCAAAGAUUCCAGGAGGAGCAACUCUUAUCUUCGAAGUUGAAUUAUUCGAAUGGACUGCUGAAGAUAUUUCACCUGAUAAGGAUGGAUCUAUUCUCCGAACCAUUAUUGUUGAAGGAAGUAAGAAUGCCAAUCCAAAUGAUACAAGUGAAGUAACUGCUCAUAUCGUCGGUAUUCAUAAUGGUAAAGAAUUCUACAAUCGCGAAGUCACUUUCUCGAUUGGCGAAGGUUCGGAAGAACAUUUACCAGAAGGAGUUGAUCGCGCUCUUCGUCGGUUCCAACUCAACGAGAAAUCGAAGAUUGAAUUGAGAGGUGCUCGUUUCACUUACGGUAACAAUCCACCGGCUGGAACUGACAUUCCACCAAAUGCCACUCUUGAAUUCACAAUCUUCCUCAAAUCGUUCGAAAAAGUGCCAGCCACAUGGGAAAUGUCGACUGAACAAAAACUCGAAGCUGCACAAAUUGCCAAAGAACGUGGUACAACAUUCUUCCAAAAGGGAAAUCUUCGGUUGGCAUAUAACAAAUACAAACGCAUUGAAGAUGUGUUGGAAUACGAGAAAAGUGCUGACGAGGAAGCGAAACAAAAAAGAAGUGCUCUUUUGCUCAGCGCAUAUUUGAACCUCAGUUUGGUUACUUCGAAACAAAACGAGCAAUUGGAGUGCAUCAAAUGGUGUGAUAAGGUAAAACAAAACUAUCUUCAAUUCAAAAUUUUGAAAUAUCUAAUUAAUUUCAGGCUCUCGAAAUCUCGCCAGAAAACGUUAAAGCCCUUUACCGCAAAGCUAGCGCCAUGUUCACCUUCUCUGAUAUUCGUGAGGCUCUUGAAGUUUUCGAGAAAAUCGUUGCAAUCGAACCAGAAAAUAAGGCGGCUGCUCAACAAAUUCUUGUCUGCAAAGCCAAACUUCGUGAGCAAAAUGAGCGUGAUAAGAAGAGAUACAAGAACUUGUUCUCCAAAAUCUCUGACAACACCACAACCAGCGAUGAUAAAGAAACUGUAAGUUUAUCUACUAUAUUUUAAUCUCUUCAAAAAAAAUGCUUUCAGGUUAUUUUCGAUGAUCAAGUUGCUUCAACCAGCUCUGACAGUACCACCACUGCUUAA